Molecule: messenger RNA, 1157 nt
Organism: Cuscuta campestris
Lineage: Eukaryota; Viridiplantae; Streptophyta; Magnoliopsida; Solanales; Convolvulaceae
Source: the annotation of a GenBank genome assembly
AUUAGCCAUUAAGCAACACUCCGUACGUACGUGUUACAAUAAGAUUUGAAAGUCAUAGGAAUACUAAACAAAUCACAACAUCAUUUCAAAGAGACUUUUCAUUGUAUUUUUCACUUCACCCAAACUCCAUAAAUUCCCAUUUCUUUACUAUUUCAUUUAAAUUGAUCCACACAUUAUUUUUAAGUAUUAUAUAUUCCACCGUUUCGAUCGAUCAGUAUGGUUUCAUUAUUAUUAUCGGCCGCCUCUAACCCGCCUCUCAUUUUUUCCGGCGUUAAGCUUCCGAAAUUGCAGCCACUUGGAGCAAGCAGAACCCUCUUACGCUUCCCGCCUACCGCCGCUUCGGCGGCGACUCCAGCCGUCAAAGGGUCACUCGGCCUCCGGACCCAACUCCACCGCCGGCCCAAUCUCCCAUCCGUGAAAGUUCAAGAAUUUAAUGUUUAUGAGAUUGAUGAGGAAGAUCGAGACAGCCCAGCUUAUCUUAGGCUCAUGUUCAACAAAGUCAACUCUCUUGGUGAUAUUGUCUCCUUCACCAACAAGCUCUACAGCGGGGACAUGCAAACAAGAUUGGGAAUAACUAACGGAAUAUGCUUCGUGAUCACUCACGACGACAAAACUAACGGAGACCGUUUCGAGGCCGUUUUCAGCUUCUACUUCGGAGAUUACGGACAGGUGUCCGUCCAAGGGCCGUACCUGACCUACGAGAACAGUUACCUGGCCGUCACCGGCGGCUCCGGCAUCUUCAAGGGAGUCACCGGUAAAGUGAAGGUGGAGCCGCUUGCUUUAUCCCCUUCCAAGAGAUUCUACACUUUCUGGCUGAAGGGAAUUCCCGAUUUGCCGGCGCCGCUGCGCUGCACCGCCCUUCCGCCGUUCUCCACCGUUGAGCCAAGUCCGGCCGCCGUCGCUUGCCAACCUGGGUCCGCCCUCCAAAAUUUCACCGAUUGAAUAAGUCUAUUGUAGUACUCCGUAUUUCUUACGGCUUUACAAAAGGAUUUGUGGACAUGUGACAUUGUCAAAAAAUUAUUUUGAGACGAGGACGAUGCUUCAAUUUCUUUAGAAGGCAUUUGUCGCAGUUGGGCAAGAUUGGGCCGACCGCUUUUCAAGCUGUCGGGUUUUUGUUUCGCUUUGUCCUUGCCUCGAAAGAAAGGAUGACCGUGAGA